AAAAUUUCCCCCCUUUGACUUGAAAGUAAAUUUAACUCAAAAUAUUUAUCAACAUUUUCAGACUCAUUAAUUUUUUUUGAAAGGGUGUCAAACUGAUUAGUUAUUAUCUUAAUGGCUGUAAUCGAUGUUUCUGAAUCGAAUGACGGAAAUGGACUAACAGACAGACACGCGCCUUUUCUGAGCUCGCGCAAGUUGUUAGGGGAAAACAAGCAGCUAAACGUGGUUUUGUAGGCCGUUGUUGGCCGUACGACAUCACACCGUGAGGACCUGGGUUCAAGACGAAGCAGCAUAUAGUGACUUCGCUUAUUUCACUUAAAAAACAUGACUACUAAAAAGAAGCGAACGCCAAACACAGAGAGUAGCGGUUGGGUUGUUAUCGCUCCAGACUCUGUCACAGACACAAACAAGCAUGGCAGUGACCCGGCUUUCCUGAGACUGAGGAACCCCUCCACAGAUGAAGCUUCUCUGUAUUUGCUGGGGAGUGGUGAUGAGCGGUUGUAUGAGGUCAAAGCAUUUGAAGAGGACUUUCACUCCUGGUUUGUUGGGGACACUAUACAGAGAGAUGGGCGGCUUGUCUUUGUGACACCGAUGGAUCCUCUUUUUCUGAUUUUACCGUAUUUGAUGAAAUCCGGCAGAGAGGGGAAGUUCCAGCCUGUGGAUCAAGUCGUUAAAGAUGAAGAGUUCCCCACUUGCUCCAGGCUUCUCAGCUGCACAUGCUCCUUACUCCACAUCGCAGAAGAGAAAGAGGUGGGUGGCCAAAAGUUUCAUCGUUACAGCCAGGAGAAGACCAUGAACUGGUUAAAGAGAAAGGUGGAGAGAACGGCAGCAGCUCUGAAGAAGAAAAACAUCUCUGUGGGAGAAGGAGUAAAAUCCACAACGUAUAUCAGAGUCAAGUCAGAGUCUGAAGAGCGAGAAGAGGACUAUCUACGCUACGCUCACGGCCUGAUAUCAGAGUACAUAAGUGAAGAGCUGAGCAAAGCCCUCCUGAAUCACUUGGGGUUACCUGAGCUCACAAGCCCAAAGGAGGCGGAGCCUCCAGCUAAGAAACGGAAACCUUCAGACAAACCGGUGGAGGCUGGAGAAGACUACACCAAAUUCAACAGCGCAGACUUUGCGAGGAAACCUCCAAAAAAGAUGACAGCUGCCCAGAAAACUCUGGCCAAAGUGGACAAGAGCGGCAUGAAGCCGAUGUCGUCCUUCUUCAGCCCCAAAUCCAAAUAAAGGAAUUGUUUUCCCUUUUUAAUGUUUACAUGUGUUUGUAAUAAAAGAAAAUAAGUUUUA
Messenger RNA from Oryzias melastigma (Indian medaka), 1281 nucleotides. RefSeq names its product ribonuclease H2, subunit B (gene rnaseh2b). NCBI's taxonomy places the organism in Eukaryota, Metazoa, Chordata, Actinopteri, Beloniformes, Adrianichthyidae. Gene Ontology annotation, biological process: RNA catabolic process; ribonucleotide metabolic process. Bases 322 to 1221 code for a protein of 299 amino acids. The transcript is spliced from 11 exons. Gene Ontology annotation, cellular component: ribonuclease H2 complex; nucleoplasm. The record is from RefSeq and is a predicted model, not a curated record.